CGAAUACCCACAUCCACCGGGAUUCAUACCAGUAUAUCAGGUCUUGAUCCAAGACGACCAAAGAGUCAGUAGCUGUUUGCAGUACGCAGAUAGCUUCCAAAUCGAAAUCUUCAGCGCCCAAAAUGCGCCCAGCAUUAGAACUCGGCUCCGAGAUACGCCGCCGCUUACACAUUCGCAAGUCGCGGUCAAAAACAAGAGAUCAGGUCGCAGCCCAACAGUCUACAUAUACAACAGCACCCUCAGUAUACAGCGAAGGAGAUAUCGAGCUUCAUGCUCAAAUUACCGAAUUAGAGCUUCUCCAACAGCGACAUCGCCACAUGCAAACCGAGCUCGACGGCUACAAGCAGCGUGUCCGUGAGCUCGAAGAGCUAUGUCGAGAUUUGCAGGUCACAUAUCUGAUGAACUCCUUGGACAAUAAUAACGAGUCGCGGGGGAGAUUGGAGAGCCCGUGUAGUCGGUGUGACAGAAGGAAGAGGCAGAAGUCGGCGGAUAGUCGACAGUGACGUUAGUGGGCAGGGAAUGGGUUUUGAAAUGAUGUUUUAGCGAAGUACUUGAUGAUUAGCUAUGGCGUUGGGGAGGGUAUAAUGAAGUUUUCCUGUUACAUGUUGAUCUUGCUUUGAGGAC
This is a messenger RNA of Aspergillus calidoustus, 624 nucleotides long. Lineage: Eukaryota; Fungi; Ascomycota; Eurotiomycetes; Eurotiales; Aspergillaceae. The record is from the annotation of a GenBank genome assembly.